CCCAGCGAGCCUCCCACGGCCACCGGAAGUGCUGCAUAUUAGGCUGAGGCUGCAAAGUGCGUCACAGAACAGAGCUUGCGAGAAUUAACACUCCAACCCAACAGUCCAACACCGAUCGCAACGCAUAUUUACUUCUUCUUUUUGGAAUACAACGUGUUUGUGGCGCGAUGGUGAAGAUCGCUUUCAACCCGGCUCUGGCGCAGAAAGCUCUCGUCAAGGAGCCUGUUGUGAAGGACCCCGAGCUCGCUACUGCUCCGGUGGGCAUCGCUGGCUCCACAGGUCGUUGUUUGGUCACUCUGCUGGGCAUUGCCUUCAUCCUCAGUGGACUCAUCGUCGGGGGUGCAUGCCUCUAUCGCUAUUUCACUCCCAAGAGGCUGUAUCAUGGCGCCAUGCAGUUCAGCGACAUGUCAACGGUUGGCGAUGCAGAGAGGCAGCCUUACUAUCUCCCCCGGGUGGAGGAAGAAGUGGAGAUUACUGACAGCAUGGCUGUCAUCAGCGUCCCACCUCCCAGUUUCAGGCCCGGAGACCCCGCUUACAUCCUCCAUGACUUCAACAGGAAGCUUACAGCAUAUCUGGACUUGACUCUGAAGACUUGCUUCGUGAUUCCCCUAAACACUUCGGUGGUGCUGCCUCCUCAAGAUCUCAUUGACCUCUUCUCACAGCUGAUGUCCGGCUCGUACCGUAGCUACCUGGUGCAAGAGGACCUAGUGGUGACCGAGCGCAUUGAGGACAUCAAGCCUCUGGGCUCCUACAUCCGCAGACUGUGCGCUGGCAAAGAAACCUACAAAAUGGAGCGUCGUGCCAGCCUCCCAGGUGGAGGCAUCCAGAAGCGCUCAGCAGAGGAGUGCUUCACCUUUCAUCAUUUUGAAAACAGGUUUGUAACUGAGACUCGGAUCUGCAAGGCUUGAUGGGAGCGUUGUCCGAGUGUGAUAGUGAUAACCUGAGCGACGGAGGCAGAGAGAUGGUGGGAGGAGGUGACAAAGGGAACAGGCUUCAGUUGAAACGUUAACAGUUGUAUUUAAGUGCAUCUCCAGAAUCGGUUUGCAUUCUUUGCUUUAACCCUCAGUGAUGUGUUUUAGUCUCCUCUGCUACAUUCCCUUAAACCUUUAAUGGUCUUAGAUUUCAACUAUUAACCCACCGUCUUGUGCAAAAAAAAACAAAAAAACAACAGACCUGCAUCCUCCAGUUCACUGAGGAUUUACAAACUAUUUGUUUCCUGUUUUUAGUUUCUGUAGCUGCCUUCAAACUCCUUGUUGUUAUUCUUCUGUAUUUCAACAUCUGUAUUACAGGAGACCUGUAUGUGUUAAUUAGCCUACUGUCGCACACAAUUGUAAAGCUACUCGUAUACUUAUGAGAUGUAAAGUAUACCAUUGUGGGUUUUGUCAUGUAGUAGUAUGAUAGCACACAUUACCUUGGACAUGUUCCAGUGUCUUUACAUAGAAGCACAAAUCCAGGAGGCACGUCCCUGAUGUCUCUGCUGGACUGCUGUCGUAGAAUGUUUAUUUCAUGAUAACGUACCUGAGAACAGUGUAGGUUCAUACAUGACCUGUGUGUUUAACCUCAUUUGUGUUUUAAAGACCCCAAUGUCACAACAUAUAUUUUGUUCUGGUAAUAAUCUGAAUUAUAGACUCAUUUAUGUUGUAAAAUUACGGAAAGAAAUCCUUGGUUAUGGUCCAGUUUUUCAAAAAUCACAUUUAUUUUGAAUUUCUUGAAAAUAUAAAUGUGCUUAAAAAUAAGCGCCCUAGUGGUCCCGACUACUAAUGGCAAUCUUACAUGAUGUCUGUCCAGAAAGACACUCAAACGUGAAGGGUAUUUGGAAUUUGGUAUUUUUUCUUUCCCCCCCAAACAAUAUAUGAUUAUUGAGCCACGUGUACAGCCAUUUAACAGAUCUCACUUUGUUUGGUGAUUAAAGCUGAAUUUAACUUUC
Syngnathus typhle (broad-nosed pipefish) is the source of this 1927-nucleotide messenger RNA. RefSeq names its product integral membrane protein 2A-like. Gene Ontology annotation, cellular component: Golgi apparatus; extracellular exosome; plasma membrane. Lineage: Eukaryota; Metazoa; Chordata; Actinopteri; Syngnathiformes; Syngnathidae. The transcript is spliced from 6 exons. The record is from RefSeq and is a predicted model, not a curated record. Gene Ontology annotation, biological process: negative regulation of amyloid precursor protein biosynthetic process. Bases 168 to 908 code for a protein of 246 amino acids. Gene Ontology annotation, molecular function: amyloid-beta binding.